UUGCUCUACUAGUCCAUCAAAGCCUUGUGAUAGCCUAUAUUAUAUGCCUGCACCAUUUUGUAUAGCUCUUCAUUGCGGUUGUUAUGUUUUGCUGCUAUUUUAACUAGUUCUCUGUUUCUACUUUCACUUCUCUGCUCCCCAGCCUCCAGGUUUGUGCGUCUGUCCCGGACGAAGGGGCGGUGGGGUGGCGUCACGUCAUAUCAGCCGCCGCGCUCUGAUUGGCUGCCGAUUCUCACCCGACACAGCUGUGAUUGUUUUCUGCAGAGGAAGCUCUGGUCUCUGGUAUGAGCUCUGUGCUGAGGAAUGGAGCAACGCUGUAGUGUUUUUUUCCCCUCCACUUCUUCUGCCUCUCUGAGUCCACUUACGAUGAUGUGAACAAGCAACGUGAUCGCAGGGCUUGUUGUUAAGAGCAGGAAAACAAGGAGGAGAGUCCACUUUAAUGAACAGUAGCGGAGGUUUCUCUUUUGACCAGACACUGAAGACGUCUGGAGAUCAAGCCCCAAAGUGCCAAAUGUCCAGACUAGACGACCACUGUUGGAGCUGCUCCUGUGCAUCGAGGGUGGAAACUAAGGACUCAUCAUCUGGAGCGAAGUGGUUGGCAUCGAAAACUGAAGAGAUGAUGUCCAUUAUCACGUCGGUGCUCAGCAAUGCCUACGGCUCCCUGCACGACGUCCGGAUGGCCAACCUUAUCCGCCGGGGUCUCGUCCUCUUCACGGUGGGAGCCUUCCUCGCCUUGGUGCUCAACUUGCUGCAGAUACAAAGGCACGUCACCCUGUUUCCAGAGGAGGUGAUGACCACUGUGUUUUCGUCCGCCUGGUGGAUCCCACCGUGUUGCGGUACUGGUGCAGCUGUUGUCGGCCUGCUGUAUCCCUGCCUCGACAGCCAUUUGGGAGAGCCGCACAAGUUCAAGCGGGAGUGGGCCAGCGUCAUGAGGUGCAUCGCAGUGUUUGUCGGCAUCAAUCACGCCAGUGUUAAACUAGACUUCGUCAACAACAUGCAGCUCUCCCUAACCCUGGCAGCCUUGUCCUUGGGCCUGUGGUGGACAUUCGACCGGUCCAGGAGCGGCUUCGGUUUGGGCAUCACCACUGCCUUCCUAGCUACUGUGAUCACACAGCUGCUAGUCUACAAUGGAGUCUACCAGUAUACGUCUCCAGACUUCUUGUACGUGCGCUCCUGGCUCCCAUGCAUAUUCUUCUCAGGCGGUGUUACGGUGGGGAACAUAGGGCGCCAACUUGCCAUGGGUUGUGUGGAGAAACCUCACAAUGACUGAAUGGUGAAGCACAGAACAGUGGAAAGACAGAGAAACCAGGUGGAGAACCAACAUGGACAAGUUUUGCUUUGAACUCAAAAGAGAAAAAAAGACUCAUUGGUUUUUGACUCCAUCCUUUGUUCUCAUAACAAAGUACUGGUCAGAAAAGCCCCUCAUCUAACGUGCCAUGUCCUCUGCACCUCCUUGUGGCAAAACAGCCUUUCCCUCCCAACCUCUGUUAUACUCCAUUAGCAUUAAGGCUUCCUUCACAUUAGACAGGAGGACAGUGUUUGCCUUUAAAAAGAAAAAAAAAAAGAACAGUAAGCUGGUUUUAUUUUUGCGCUGGAAGAUCCGACUCCUCCUCUUCCCACAGUUUAUGGAGUGAAAGAGUGUGUGUGCUUUAGUGUGGAUGUGUCGUGGUCUUAGCAGAAAAGACAUGGGGGGUGCUAUAAUGUCUGUUUUUGUUUUAGUAGUUUGAAUAUGAUCAUAAAAGGGAAAUGUUAUAUGAAGUGGACAAAACAAAAAAUGUCUUCACACACUCUCACAUGGAAAAGUAUUCAGUGGCCUCAAUAUCUGAGGCGUGGAUAAGAUGUACUGUAUGUUCCCAAUCAAGCCAAAUUAAGUAUUUAUUUUGUUACAUUUUGAAUGACCCCAAACCAAAUGUACUGUGUGAUAAUGAAUGCUUCUUCCCAUUUCUAAAGAAACUACCAGUUUGUAGUUUCUUUAGUCAGUCAGUACAGUCAGUCUGUACUGAUUGAUAUUCACUUGUACAUGAGUAAUAUAAGUGGUAAGAUAUUUGGAGAGGAAGAUGAAUACUACUUAAGUUCUUCAGUGAAAAUGAGUCGUAUUUACAAGUCAAAA
Molecule: messenger RNA, 2110 nt
Organism: Scomber scombrus (Atlantic mackerel)
Lineage: Eukaryota; Metazoa; Chordata; Actinopteri; Scombriformes; Scombridae
Gene: insig1
Product: insulin induced gene 1
Exons: 6
Coding region: 440-1270 (276 amino acids)
Biological process (GO): cellular response to insulin stimulus; SREBP-SCAP complex retention in endoplasmic reticulum; SREBP signaling pathway
Cellular component (GO): endoplasmic reticulum; SREBP-SCAP-Insig complex
Source: RefSeq, a predicted model, not a curated record